AUGCAUUUCAUAACUAAGAUGGGAAGAAAGGCAAAAGCCGCUGCAACGGGAGUACAGGAAAAGAGUGAGAAUGAAAAUGCAACUUUGACAAAUAACAUAAAAGAAAAUGCACCAAAUGAUAAAAAAGCAGGAGGAUCGAAACUAAACGAUAAAAAUGAAAAAAAUGAAAACAACGAAAAGAACGAAAAGAGUGCUAAGAGCAAUAAGAAUAUGCAGAAUGACAAGGGUAUGAAGAAUGAUAAGAAAACGACAAACAAAGGAACCGAGCUAACGGCAAAUGUGCAACUAAAUGGAAGUAUUCAGAAAAAAAAAGAGAAUGAUAUAGAAGGAAAGAAAGUUAAUAAUAACGUGGAGGAAAAAUGCAUAAUAAAGGCAAAGGACAAAGGAGGAAACAGAAAUAAGAGCACCAACCAAAAUAAUAAAAAUAAUAACAAUAAUAAUAAUAAUAAUAAUAAUAAUAGCAAUAAUAGCAAUAAUAGAAAUAAUAGCAAUAAUAGAAAUAAUAGCAAUAAUAGAAAUAAUAGCAAUAGUAAUAGUAAUAACAAUGACGUCAACGCUCAACAUAAUAACGCCGCGCAAAAGAAGAAGAAAACGAACAAGAAUGCAAAGAAGGACGAAGGUGUGAACAAACCAAAUGAAGAUGGGGGGGAGGAGAAGAAAAUAAAUGAAGAUCAAUCCCAAUCGAAAGGUAAUAAGAAUUCGAAGAAAAAUGAGGAGGGUAGGAGGAAAGAGAAAAAUGAAAAUAUGAACGGUACAGGUAGUAAUAAGAAUAAUAUGGAAAAGAACAAGGAAGAUAAAAAAGAAGAGGGAAAAAGGGAAGAUGGAAAUAAGAAGGACAUGAAAAAAGAACUGAAAUUAAAAGAAGAUGAAAGAAAGAAGAUUGAAAAUGAGCUAAAUAAGAAAUUUUUAAAAUUAACAAAACAAGAUAAUUAUAAAAAUAUAAAUGAUAAAAUCGAAGCGGAGGUCAAAAGGAACAGCGAAUUUGAAACGCUUAUUAGUAGUAUAAAUACGUCCAUAUUAAAAAUCAAUACACAAACACCAAGGCCAACUAACGUAAAACUAUCUUCAACCGACAUUGAGAAUAAAUGUAAGGAAGCAAAAUUAAAGAAGAAGAAAAUAAAUCCAAAAAAUGUUGAAGAAAUGGAAGAAGUAAAUACAUAUAUAAAUUACUUAGAAGAACAAUUGAAUUUAACAAAAAAUUAUGAAAAUUUUAAAAACUUUCAAAAUCGUUUAAAUACAUUGAAAAAAUCAUGUGAAGAAAAAUUAAAAGAAAAUUUAAAAAGUUUAAAUGAAAUAAAAACGCAAGAAAAAAAAUUAAAAUAUGUAGACAAAAUUAUAAAAAUGAAAAGAGAAAAACAAAAUAUCGUAAUAAAAGAAUCAGAUAUAAUUAAUAAAGAAUUUUCUCUUUCAAAUGAUAAAUAUACUACCUUAGUUAAACCAUACAAUUUUAUUAAUAGAAUACAGAGUAAAUAUUUUGUAUAUGUAGACAAAGUAAAUAACAACAAUUAUGAAAACAAGAUAUCUUUAUAUAUAUCAGGUUGUAAGGACGAUAUUGAAAAUUUUAUAUCCUAUAUAAAGAAUAUAGAUUUUACGGAAAAAAAUUGUGUACUAUUAAGUAAUAAAGUAUUUAAAAUAAUGUUAAAUUCAUGUGAUAGAAGUUUUAAAAAAUUGGAAGAAGAUACGAAUGUAUUUAUUCAUAUAGAUAAUGAUACCUUAUAUUAUUGUGGUAUGAAAAAUGAUGUGGAAAAUUUAAAGGAAUUAAUAGAUAAAGCUAUAAAUGAGAAAAAUACUAGUACGAAAAAUGUAUUUAAAACUAUUAAGCUAGAUUCAGUUUUAGCAAGAGGAUUUAACAAAGGUUUAUUAAAAGAAAUAGAGAAUAAAACUAAUACAUUAAUACGAAUGAAUUAUGAUGCAAAAACUUUUGACGCUUCAGCUACAAUUAAAGGAACUAAAAAUAGUGAUAUUGAAGAAGCAGAAGAAAAAUUAAAUGAUAUUCUUAAAAGUUUAGAUUCCGAAUUUGUAGAAUUUGAAGAAAGAGAAAUAUUUGCCUUAUAUAAAAAAUGCACGUAUGAAUUAAAUGAAAUAAGAAAAAAUUUAAAUCUUUUUGUUAUUCGUCAUGAUAAUGGUAUUAGUUUAGUAGGUAAAAAUGAGAAUAUUCAAAAAGCAUUAGAGAUUUUAGAUUAUGCAAAAAAUAUUAUUUCAAGCAAAUCAGUUAAAAAAAAGCUUACAGAGGAAGAAGCUUUUUUAUUUAAUGCUAAUUAUAGAAAUCAGAUAAAAACAAAAACUGGUGCAGAGGUAAAAAUAUUUAAUAAAAGUAAUUAUAAAGAAUUAAAUAUAAGUGGUAAUAAAAAUGAUAUUGAUAAUGCAAUACAAAUGAUUGAUGAUUUAUUAAAAAAAAGGAAAUGCACCCAAGUCGAAAUUAACGAAAAAGUUAUUGCUUUAUUACUCUCCUCCAAAGCACAAAAAAUUAAAGAAAUUGAAAAAGAUACAUCUACAAGUAUACAAAUUAAUAAAACUAGUCAUGUAGCUCAAAUUUAUGGGCAUGAAGAUAACAUACACCUAGCAAAGGAUAUUUUAGAAAAUCUCGUUCAGUCAGAAGAGAAAGAAGCUAAAUACAUUCCAAAUAAUUUAUAUGUAACUGUAGAAAUGAAUGUUGAUACAGAACAAAUUGGUAGUAUUAUAGGAAGAAAAGGAAGAACAAUAAAUAAAAUACAAGAAGAAACGUUAGCUAAAAAGAUUCAUAUUGAUAAAGAAAAUAAAAAAAUUUUCAUACAUGGGACACAAAAAACGGUAGAUUUAGCACAAAAAGAAAUUUUGAAAAUUUUAAGUAGAAGUAAAGAAGAUAAUGCUUAUUAUGAUCGUUAUAAUAAUAAACCUUCUAGCAACAAUUCCCCCUCAUCACAUAGAAAGACACAUAACAAAAGCACAAGAUCAUCAGAAAGAGGAGGAGGAAGGUCAAAUCAUCGAUCCACCUCAUCCAAAAAUGGUGUAUAUAUAAAUACCAGUGAUGAAAAGGCAUUCCCAAGUCUUCACGAUGUAACUAAUAUUCAGUCCAAAAAAACAAAAAAAGCAAUUAACCAAGCAAAUAUAAAAAGACAGGACGACCAGCAAGCAGAAGUUACUAAUGAGAACUGA
Molecule: messenger RNA, 3135 nt
Organism: Plasmodium malariae
Lineage: Eukaryota; Apicomplexa; Aconoidasida; Haemosporida; Plasmodiidae
Gene: PREBP
Product: PRE-binding protein, putative
Exons: 1
Coding region: 1-3135 (1044 amino acids)
Molecular function (GO): RNA binding
Source: RefSeq, a predicted model, not a curated record